This is a messenger RNA of Uncinocarpus reesii 1704, 462 nucleotides long. RefSeq lists its product as uncharacterized. Gene Ontology annotation, biological process: autophagy of mitochondrion; autophagosome assembly; nucleophagy. The record is from RefSeq and is a predicted model, not a curated record. Gene Ontology annotation, cellular component: cytoplasm; phagophore assembly site membrane; Atg12-Atg5-Atg16 complex. The coding region runs from base 1 to 462 and encodes 153 amino acids. The transcript is spliced from 3 exons. NCBI's taxonomy places the organism in Eukaryota, Fungi, Ascomycota, Eurotiomycetes, Onygenales, Onygenaceae.
AUGCCCUCAGCACCGCCUACCCCCUCCCCAGAUUCGUCGAAACCUUCUUCCCCACGGUCUUCCUCGCGGGGCCUUGGACUCUUGAGCAGACAAGCAAGCCAUACUCAGUUCGGAGCAAGCAGGAAUAUCAACAAUGCUCCAGAGUCCCCCGUAGCCACAGCGCCAAUUCCAGAUGAGGACCAUGGCGCGGAGCUGCCGCUGACCAUGACUGCGUCUGUGAUUCUGACCGGUUUGCCCAAAGAUGCACAUCGGGCAUUGACAGAUGUGGAGGCAAUCGAUGCCGGAAAAGUGGUUCGAUUCCUCCGCAAGAAGCUGGAUUGUAGGGAGUCGGAUUCGGUGUUUUGCUAUGUGAACAGCGUCUUUGCACCAGGGUUGGACGAGAGCGUGGGUGGCCUCUGGAGGUGCUUCAAAACGGACGAUCAGUUGAUUGUGUCAUAUUCCAUGACCCCGGCGUUCGGUUGA